Hyaloperonospora brassicae is the source of this 711-nucleotide messenger RNA. NCBI's taxonomy places the organism in Eukaryota, Oomycota, Peronosporomycetes, Peronosporales, Peronosporaceae. The record is from the annotation of a GenBank genome assembly.
AUGCGGCGCGACGCUUCCCGCGAGCGUCUGUUCUUCCUACUGGUGCUGGUCGGUGCGCUGCUGCUGCUGUCUGGACUCAUGCUGCGACACGAUAGCGCUGCGCUGUCCACUCGCACGUUUCGCGACGGCUUUACGGUGGCCGAAGACGUCGUGCGACCUCCGGAGACCGUCGCGACCAGCAACGCAGUGGAUCGGAACGUGACAAAGGCGCCGAGUGCUGAGCACGAAGAAGACUCGGGGGCAGCAGACGUGCGGAUGACGACGAUCACGACGGAGAACGGCGACGAGAUCACGAUCAAGCGGGCAGCCACGUCGAAGGGCAGCAAGGUCACGACCAUCUCGCGGGACGAGACGGGGAAGCUCACGAUCGAAGAUGCUGCAGCCGAGAAAGCAGACGAAGAAAAGGCGAAGGCUGAAGUGGCGUCGGCCCGAGAGGCACAUGAGGAAGUGGGGCGAGGAACGCCCGAGGACAGUGUCACGGCGUCUCCAACGAUCGAACGCCACAACGCGACCGAUCCAACAAGGCGCGAGGAAGAGAAGACAGUGGGGAAGGGGGAAAUGCGAAGCGAGGAAGAAGAAGAGAAAGAAGACGACGAAGCCGUGGUUACGCGUGGCGGGAAGAAGGUGACGGUCGUGCAGGUGGACCGGUUCUUGACCAAAGUGAGCUUUUCAGAUGUAGAUACGAGUGGCAAGAAGGAGACCACUCGAUAG